AUGGCGGAACAUUUAUAUUUGAGAGCGGGGAAACUGUGGAAUGAGGGAAACUUUGUAGAUUGUGGGACAAUUUGCCGUCAAUUGCUGUUAGUCUUUCAAACAGCAGAACAUACACCAAUAGAGAAAGCACAUGCACUCAAUAUGUUGGGAAAGUGUCUAUAUUUCCAACAUAAAGUGAAUGACGCCGUAAAGUUUACGGAACAAAGUUUGUCUAUUGUACGAGAUAUUACACCUCAACAUGAAGAGUUUCUGUCUAAUGUGUUACACAAUAUGGGAGUGUAUCUAUACGAUGAGGGCAAAUAUGUAAGAGCAACAGAACAUCUAAGAGAGUCACUCAACAUCAAGCGUAGAUUGUCUUCUGUGAACAAAGUCAACAUGGCAUACACUUGUGCUGAUUUAUCACGUUGUCUUCUCUCUCAAUGUCUAACACAAGAAGCAGAAGAUGUGAUGAGAGAAGGUUAUGGUUUAUCUUUCGGCACAGAUGACAACUAUAGUAAAGCAGAAGCUGCUACUCUAUUGGCUUAUGCAAUUCAACUAAAUGAAGGAACAGAAGAGGAAGUGAAAAAAUUGUUACAACAGGCUGAUGGAUGGAUUCAAAUGGGAGAAGGACGAGGCAAAGCAGAAGUGUUGAGUGAAAUGGGAGAAGUAUUGGUGAUAAGGGGUGACUACAAGCGUGCCAAUAGGAUACUACAAGAAGCAGCAACAAUACAAAGACACUUUUUACCAACCAACCAUUGGGAGACUGCUAUAACUCUUUGUCGUAUGGCAGAGUGUCAAUUGAAACAAGACCAACUUAUGGAUGCUUUACAGUUGUUCCACGAAUCAUCAGAAAUGAUGAGCAAAGCAAUGGGUAUGGAACACCCAAUAAGAGGAAGAAGUUUAUUUGGUGUUGCUAAAGUUCUUGUAAGACAACAGAAGUGGGAAGAAACAGAAAGGAUCUUGAAGGAAAGUGUCAGCAUUUUGGGUGUGACUCUAGGGUACCUGCACCCCACAACAAGUGCAGCAAUUCGAGAUCUGAACUAUUGCUUACGAAUGCUAAAGAAAGAUCAAGAAGCAGUCGACAUUUUGCAACAACAUCAACGAGCUGUUUCUUAUCAUCAAGUCGAGCAUCAGGCAAGUGCAUUUCAAGUUGAUGAUUUACAAAGAGAGUUGGAGCAGCUCAGAGAAAGCAAUCGAGCCAUUCAAGCAGAGAAAUCUGCUUUACAGCAGCAAUUGGCUGAUCAGGAGGCUGUAACUCGUACCAUCACUGAGGAGAAUGAACGUCAAGUGGGAGAAGUAAGGAGAUUGCUGCAGAUUCUCCAGCAGUGUGAUGAAGACAUCAAACAAUUGCAAACAGCAGUUCAUGAUCAGGAACAUCUUGCAGCACAGAAACAGAGAGAAGCAAAUCAUCUACAGCAGGAAAUCACGAGAAUGACAAGCGAACUAGAUGACAAAGAGGGACAACUGCAACAACAAGGAGAAGUAUUGGAUGAUAUGAGAAGCACAAUAGAAGAACAGAGAAGAGAAAUUGAUGUUUUGAGGCACGAGGUACAAGAGAAGCACACGACUAAUGAACGUCUGGCAAGAGACGUGCAACGAAGUGAAAGAGCAAUGCAGCAGCUGGAGCGACUUCAACAUCAAUAUGACAGCGUUAUACAGAUCCAUGAUGACAGUGUACACAUGACUGGAUUAAAGUUGGGAAAAGGAGCUUAUGGAGAGGUUGGUGUUGGCAUGUGGAGUGGUGUAGCAGUUGCUGUCAAGACAUUUUAUGAAGAACCGGUUAGAGUAACUGAUUUCAAUAUUUCAUUGAUUCGACGUGAAGUGUCGGUGUCCAGUCGUGUCCAUCACUCCAAUGUCGUAUCCAUCUGUGGAGCUAUCGUUAAGAAUAGAGUUCCUCUUCGUAUCGUCAUGGAGCUUUUGGAAGGAUCACUGAAAGAUGUGAUCAAUGCUGCCAUUGAAAGCAGAUAUCUGUCCAUGAGGGAACAAGUAGAUAUAGCUGUGGGAUGUCUGUGUGGUGUGAUGUAUCUUCACCAGCUGCAGCCUGCUCUUCUUCAUGGAGACAUUCGCUCUACCAACAUUCUCAUCAGCAAGACCAUGCAAGCCAAAAUCGGUGAUCUGGGCUCUUGUCGCUUCUCAAACGAGUCACUUUCUGCUGGUCCUCUCAGUCCAGAAUACAUUGCACCUGAACAAGUUGUGCAAGAUGGUGCAGCGACCCCACGCAACACAACACAAGCCGACAUGUACAGCUUGGGAGUCACGUUUGUUGAGUUAUUCACAGGAGUUGCUACAGAGAGGAAAGUGCGUGAGAGGCAGUUUCAAGCUGUUCUUUAUGUUCCACUGCAGGACAUUUGCUAUGCUAUGGCAGAAGAGAAUCCACGCGAUCGCAUUUCUGCAGCAGCAGCUCUCAUGCAAGUGAAUGCAGUGAAGCAGAAUGAUGAGUACACUUCAUGUCCUCCCAAAAGGAUGGUGAAAGGCAAGAAACGCAAAGAAGACAAAGUGACACUCGUAGAGAUGCCGUGGAUGUGACUUAGGAGCAGAUAAUUGUGAUGUAUUUGUUUGUCUGUUUGUCUCAAUUCAUCUAACUUUGCUGCUUGUUAUAAAUGCAAUAGAUGAUGUUGCAUGUGUGUAGUCUGCUGUGCAAUAUGAGUUGACAUUGAACUUUUUGAUAGUCUAGCAGUCAGUCUCACAGUUUUUACAGUUUGUGUUGAUGUGAACUACAGUAAAACGUUUGACUGUAAGUACAGCUUUUUAUAGACAUUUAAAUGUUGUUUGUCAGUUGUGUAUGUCAAUGCUGCAGCUAAGUGUCAGUCUAUUGUGAUUUAAAUGAUACAACUUGCUUAUUCAACUUGAACGUUUGUCUGUACAUUCUAAUAGAUAAUAGGCAAUACACACAACCUGUGACGAGAAAACUGUUGGGAAGUUGUGGUUGUGCUGAUGGUAGCAUCAGCUUGUAGUCUGUCCAUGUUUCUUUCCAUGUGUCUGUCUAAUAAUCAAGAUGUUUCCCACUUCUUAUUCACCAACGUCUUGCAACCUACAAACCCAGCAUGUCAAUCAGCAAUGAUUAUUAAUAUCA
Messenger RNA from Corticium candelabrum, 3052 nucleotides. RefSeq lists its product as uncharacterized. The coding region runs from base 1 to 2505 and encodes 834 amino acids. The transcript has 12 exons. The record is from RefSeq and is a predicted model, not a curated record. Gene Ontology annotation, biological process: protein phosphorylation. NCBI's taxonomy places the organism in Eukaryota, Metazoa, Porifera, Homoscleromorpha, Homosclerophorida, Plakinidae. Gene Ontology annotation, molecular function: protein serine/threonine kinase activity; ATP binding; protein binding.